Molecule: messenger RNA, 678 nt
Organism: Acanthisitta chloris (rifleman)
Lineage: Eukaryota; Metazoa; Chordata; Aves; Passeriformes; Acanthisittidae
Gene: RSPO2
Product: R-spondin 2
Exons: 5
Coding region: 1-678 (225 amino acids)
Source: RefSeq, a predicted model, not a curated record
AUGGGAACAGAGUGGGAACGGGAAUGUGGUGUGCAGAUGUGUGAAGCUAGCUAUGGACCAAAUCCAAUUUGCAAAGGUUGUUUAUCUUGUUCAAAGGAUAAUGGGUGCAUCAGAUGCCAACACAAGUUAUUCUUCUUCCUGCGAAGAGAAGGAAUGAGACAGUAUGGUGAAUGCUUGCAUUCGUGCCCAUCGGGGUACUAUGGACUUCGAACGCCAGAUAUGAACAGAUGUUCAAGAUGCAGAAUAGAAAACUGUGACUCCUGCUUUAGCAGAGACUUUUGUACCAAAUGCAAAACUGGCUUUUACUCGCACAGAGGCCGCUGCUUCCGAGGAUGCCCCCCUGGAUUUGCAGCCUUGGAAGAGCUUAUGGAGUGUGUGGAAGGCUGUGAAGUGGGUCAGUGGAGCGAGUGGGGAACUUGCAGCAGAAAUAACAAAACAUGUGGAUUUAAGUGGGGCCUGGAGACGAGGACAAGACAAAUUGUGAAGAAGCCAGCGAAAGACACGAUACCAUGCCCAACCAUUGCAGAAUCCAGGAGGUGUAAAAUGGCCAUGAGGCAUUGCCCAGGAGGGAGAAGGCCAGCAAAAACAAAGGACAAAAAAAAGAAGAAAAAGAAUUUGAUGGAAAGGGCUCAGAAGCAACACAGCAUCUUUUUAGCGACAGAUAAAACAAGCCAGUAA